Cavia porcellus (domestic guinea pig) is the source of this 1925-nucleotide messenger RNA. RefSeq names its product WD repeat containing antisense to TP53 (gene Wrap53). The transcript has 10 exons. Lineage: Eukaryota; Metazoa; Chordata; Mammalia; Rodentia; Caviidae. The coding region runs from base 235 to 1908 and encodes 557 amino acids. The record is from RefSeq and is a predicted model, not a curated record. Gene Ontology annotation, molecular function: protein binding; RNA binding. Gene Ontology annotation, cellular component: Cajal body. Gene Ontology annotation, biological process: Cajal body organization.
CGUGGCGCGUAGCGAGCCACGGAACGCGGUGCUUUCAGUUUGGUAUCCGAGCUGUGGGCCUCGCUUCCAGGGUGUCUUCUUACUCUCCCCGGAGCAGGAAGGAAGGCACUGGGGGGUUUUUCCAGCUUUGCGUCCGGGUCGCUGAGAACUUCGGAGCCUUCGGCUGGCCAGGCGCCGGUACCAGCGGAGAGUUUGCCGGGCGGGGACCCGGGUCCGGCGCGCUGCCUCCGCGCUAUGAAGAUGUCGGAGGAGCGGCGCUUGUCGCCUGACAGGCUCCCUUCAUACCAGGCCCCAGCUGCACCCGGGCUCUCUCCCCAGGACUCCCCGAUGGAUAAAAAUGCAAACCCUGAACUGAUUCCGCCGUCACCCGAUGGGGAUGACCCACCGUCGACCUCGCCAGAUGCAGUCGCUGGCCCGAAUGUGUUCCAGGAGCCGGGGGCGGGGUGCCCAGCUUCUCCCUCCGCUCCCCUGGAAGCGGGAUAUGAUACUCCUGGGGACUCGAGUCCUCCAGUCGAAGAGCCAGAACUUUCUGAAAACGGGAGCCAACCUGCAGAAGAAAGGAAUGGGCAGGAGCUGGGCUCCGGAGAAGCCGUGGAAAAUAUGUCCGAGGAACCUGCUCUAGAGGACGAGGGAGACAACAUUUGGAGCUACAGCUUCACCCAGCUGCCUCGAUUUCUUAGUGGUUCCUGGUCCGAAUUCAGUACCCAACCUGAGAACUUCUUGAAAGGCUGUAAGUGGGCUCCUGAUGGCUCCUGCAUCUUGACCAAUAGUGCUGAUAACAUCCUGCGGAUUUAUAACCUGCCCCCAGAGCUGUACAAUGACGGGGAGCAAGUGGAAUACGCAGAAAUGGUCCCUGUCCUCCGGAUGGGGGAAGGUGAUACCAUCUACGAUUACUGCUGGUAUUCUCUGAUGUCCUCAUCCCAGCCAGACACUUCGUAUGCCAGGGCCUCAGUGUCCGUGUCUCUCUCAGCGUGGCCAGCAGCAGCCGGGAGAAUCCGAUUCACAUCUGGGACGCAUUCACUGGCGAGCUCCGAGCUUCCUUUCGCGCCUUCAAUCACCUGCCUUUUCUCUUCCCAGGAUGAGCUGAUGGCUGCCCAUUCACUCUGCUUCUCCCCGGAUGGCUCCCAGCUCUUCUGUGGGUUCAACCGGACUGUGCGUGUCUUUUCCACGUCCCGGCCUGGCCGAGACUGUGAGGUUCGAGCCACCUUCGCAAAAAAGCAGGGCCAGAGUGGCAUCAUCUCCUGCAUAGCCUUCAGCCCUACCCAGCCCCUCUAUGCCUGUGGCUCCUACGGCUGCUCUCUGGGCCUCUAUGCCUGGGAUGAUGGCUCCCUUCUCGCCUUGCUGGGUGGGCACCGAGGGGGCGUCACCCACCUGUGCUUUCAUCCUGAUGGCAACCGCUUCUUCUCAGGAGCCCGAAAGGAUGCUGAACUUCUGUGCUGGGAUCUCCGGCAGCCUGGUCAUCCGCUGUGGUCCCUGAGUCGGGAGGUGACCACUAACCAGCGCAUCUACUUCGAUUUGGACCCGAGCGGGCAGUUCCUGGUGAGCGGCAGCACCAGCGGGGCUGUCUCCGUGUGGGACAUCAGCGGGGCUGGUGGCGAUGACGGGAAGCCAGAGCCCGUGCUGAGUUUCCUGCCCCAGAAGGACUGCACCAACGGAGUGAGCCUGCACCCUAGUCUACCUCUGCUGGCCACGGCCUCGGGUCAGCGCGUAUUCCCAGAGCCCACGGAUAGCGGGGAUGAGGGAGAGCAGGUGCCAGACCUUCCCCUGCUCUCCCUGCGCCACGUCCACCUCGAGUGUCGGCUCCAACUCUGGUGGUGUAUGGGGGAUCCAGACCCCAGUAACCCUGAGGACCACCAGGACCAGACCAGACCAGGCGUGAUGGAGGGAAGUGGGGGGGAACUUACAUAAAAAGGUUUUAUAUGGUA